Messenger RNA from Fusarium poae, 1662 nucleotides. RefSeq lists its product as uncharacterized. The transcript has 3 exons. The record is from RefSeq and is a predicted model, not a curated record. Lineage: Eukaryota; Fungi; Ascomycota; Sordariomycetes; Hypocreales; Nectriaceae. Bases 1 to 1662 code for a protein of 553 amino acids.
AUGGUACGACAAUAUCUCCCCGUCUCGUCAAAAGGUCAACAAGAUAUCCACCUUCAAUUCCAGAACCAUUCAUCAAACACACCCAGCCCAUCACCACCACCAACAAGACGGUUCCAAGGUCUUCCUGCCCGUCGUCGAUCAAAGGUCAAACUAUGGCUAGGCCUCACUGGAAAAUGGUGCAUCACAAUUUUCUUCAUCAUAGUCGUCUACAUCAUCCUAAUCGCAUAUGCUCUUCACGAUGUCAUGUCAGAGAUACAGAAGAAAUACUUCAAUGCGCUUAUCACGGGAUUUUUAAUUGCUCUGGGUCUUUCAACUAUGAGCCAGUUGACACAUGCGGUACAGGACUUACGAUGGUGGAUCUUGAGUAAACGACCGAGGUCCAGACAAAAGGUCAAAGCAAUUUUACAAGUCCAUAGCAUGAGUCAGGUGUUGGUCUUGGCCUUUAAAUCAAGUCGAUGGACAAUUCACGUUGGUGUCGCGACCUGGGUAGCGCUAUUUCUAGCAACACAAAUCGGCUAUGCCUCAUUGGGCUUGUGCUAUUCUGUCGAGAAAACCGAGGACCAAGCCCUCCUGGUUCCCGGAAACGUCUCUGUCGCCAACUUGACCACCAUCUCAACAUCAAGUAUCGUCAACGCAUCCGGCUCGACAGAAGCUGAGGAAUAUGCGGCCAACAGCUACGGAAUUAUAUCCCUGGCUUUAAACGAGGGUAAACUUUACGAUAUUCCUUGGCCUGGAACUUUGUUCUUUGCGGACAACAAUUUCCUAUUUUGUGAUGGGAAUUGCUCUUAUAUCUUCCGCGAGACAAACACACUGACCUUGGAUAAUCCCGUCAAAGCUCCGGUUGCUGCGUUCACGGAUAGGAGGGUCAACAUCACGACACAAUGCACGGCAUACAAGGUAAACCAGGGUGGUAAUGGAACUGAGCAAACUAUCAUUGUGGGAGAAGGACGCCGAGAAGCAAACAUCACCCUACCUAAGAAGGAAAUUCCUGGUGAGAAGCUCUACAUGACAUCUGCAUCUCAUAAGUGCGGCAAAGAUUGCAGUAUUGUUUGGGUAUUUGAGCCAUCGUCGACAAAUCCAUGGUUCUACGACUGCAACGUCCAAAUGAGCACCGUCGAGAAUGCAAAACGACCAGAGCAUGAAGUUGGUCCAAGACUGGCACGUUUAGCUACAUCGGCGAUAGCCCUGGGAGGUCGCGACGGUAUGAAUGAUACCCGAUCAAACAGUUACCCAAUUGCGUCAAUCUUUGGCGCACCGCUCAAUGGCUCAGCCGAGAGUAUGGAAUACCUUCUCUCACGCUUUGCAACGGGUGUGCUAGCAGCUGUCAUUGAGUCAAAUACGGAUAUUGUGCUUGUUGGCCAGGCUCCUACGGUAGGACAGAAACUCAACGUUUCACAUUGGGGAAUCAUUACUCUCAUCUUGUGGGUCACAGCAUUUCUACAAUUGUUGGUGGCUGUUGUAGCGACCAAGGUAUCGGAAAGGGUUGUUGUGCCAGAGGGCGAUUCCCUAUCUGAAGCCAAGGUUUUGAGGAACAUGGUUGAAGAGGAUAUGUUGGAUGAGGAGACGAAAGAUAUCACGAAAGGGAAGAGUUUGUGGAUAUACAGGAGUCGGCAUCUCGGGGAUGGAUUGUAUGAUUUAUAUAUGGAGGAGGUAAGAACAUGA